This is a messenger RNA of Phytophthora sojae, 1785 nucleotides long. RefSeq lists its product as hypothetical. Gene Ontology annotation, biological process: proteolysis. The transcript has 7 exons. The coding region runs from base 1 to 1785 and encodes 594 amino acids. Gene Ontology annotation, molecular function: zinc ion binding; metallocarboxypeptidase activity. The record is from RefSeq and is a predicted model, not a curated record. Lineage: Eukaryota; Oomycota; Peronosporomycetes; Peronosporales; Peronosporaceae.
AUGCAUCUGCCAGUGCGUCGCCAUAUCCCGAACGCAGUUGAAAGAGCCGCCUUGGAAGGCAAAGCCUCUGGCGGCAGUCAAAGCUUUGACACCGCCCCGCCAUCGAAGCGGGAACGGAUUCUUCGAGAAAAUCCUGCUUUGAUAGAGCUCGAGGCAGCGCAAUACAGGAGGCGCGACGUACUGGCGCGUAUCCGCGUGCACGAAUACAGCCAGACCGAUGCUGCAUGCGGCAGCGACACCCUCAUAUUCGACUCCGUGUUCGAAGGUGGCAACCUACAGCGGGCCGAGCGCAUCCUCCGCUUGACACCAAAAUCCGUGACAGCGUCUCGGAAACCACAGCAAGAGUACAAAUUACUGGUGCACCCGGACAUCGGCGUGACCUAUCGCUUCGCUCUUGUGAACCUCUCGAAGAGGGAGUCGCUGUUUGGGCGAGGCAUGCAGCCUGUAGUGUACUCGGAGCAAGACGCUGCAAGGAAAGGCGUGGGCUGGUGCCACCGCGGCACAAAUGUGCAUUAUGCUGAAGACGUAUCGUCUGGUGAUAACAAUCUGAGCUUCCACUACGAAUUCGAGCAUGCGGGCGAUCGCGUCUACCGCCUCGCCGGAAACUCGUGCGACCUGCUUUCCAUCAUAUCCCCAUGCAAGGACGGCGUCCCACCGGAUGAGCGCUGCAUUGUUGCUUUGUCUGCGCGCGUCAAUCCUGGUGAGCCCAACAGCAGCUGGAUGAUGCAGGGCAUGCUUGACUACCUCACCGGACCGAGCAAUAGCGCAGUGAUCCUCCGACGUCACUUCAUAUUUAAAGUGGUGCCCAUGCUGAACCCGGACGGUGUUAUCAAUAGCAAAACGCGCGUUGGUCUGGCUGACUGUGACCUCAACCGGAAGUGGGGCAACCUAAUUGAGCAGCUCGCCCCCACAGUGUACCAUUUCAAACGGCUGCUUGCGCACUUUCAGGUUCACGAGCGUGUAGCCAUUUACUGCGAUCUCCACGGGCACAGCUUGAACCAUAACUUUUUCUCCUACAGCUGCAGCAGUGAGAAGUCCCCCAUGGAAACCCAUCUGCUCGCUACUGCAGCAGAGCAUGACGACGGAAGUCGCGUUUGCAAUGCCGCGCGAGGACACCACUCCCCAAGCUUCCGGCUCGAUAGCUGCGACUUCAGCGUGCAGAAGUCAAAGGCAGACACUGCGCGCGUCGUGGUGAACCGAGGAUUGGGUGUGACCAACAGCUACACACUGGAGGCAAGCAUCUGCGGGCCAGAUGCCGGAGUCUACAAAGACACCCAGUUUUCGACCUGGACCUUCAGGGCAUGGGUAGAGCGAGAGCUUGAUCGCAUAUUACGCCUGCACCAGGCCACCAACAACAGGCCAUGUCGGCGGCGUCAUCUGCCACUCCGUGCGACUGCUUUCACGAGCCACGACGAAUCCGGCGAAGCUGCAGAUUUUCACGAUGAUCUGGCACUCGACGCCGUUAGUAUCAACGCUGGCGCUACGACGACUCUACCUCUAUUCGGGACCGAGUAUCAGCACACUCAACAGGGUGUGGCUACGUUUGCUGCAGAUACCGAUGAAAACGAAGAACAAGCUGGGAGUCACGCACCUGUUCGAGAGGCCGACCACCCGCGAAAAAGCUCACCACUGGGCUUGCAAGUAACGAAUGCUCCUGCAGCAACAAAUGCUGAGCCCAACAGCAUGAAGGUGCAAGAGCACUACCAGGCCGCAACUGCGGCGCACGUUAUCGACACCAAUCGCAUUUACGAAAAGAACCGCCGCUACCCGACGCGCGAGAUCUAA